Felis catus (domestic cat) is the source of this 4804-nucleotide messenger RNA. RefSeq names its product paired box 9 (gene PAX9). The transcript has 5 exons. Bases 390 to 1400 code for a protein of 336 amino acids. Gene Ontology annotation, biological process: anatomical structure development; regulation of transcription by RNA polymerase II. Gene Ontology annotation, molecular function: DNA-binding transcription factor activity, RNA polymerase II-specific; RNA polymerase II cis-regulatory region sequence-specific DNA binding. Lineage: Eukaryota; Metazoa; Chordata; Mammalia; Carnivora; Felidae. The record is from RefSeq and is a predicted model, not a curated record.
CACCCAGGUGCAGAGCAAGCUUGAAAGAGACAGCGGAAGGACUUUCCCGGACUGCACUGUCGCUCAGCUGGCCGCACCAAUCACCACGCAGCUUGCCCUCGGACCCUCCUCUUUGAGGGCGUGUCCCUGGUGAGUGAUUGACGGAGCCGCCCGGCCCAGCUCAGGCCAGCCCACGUUGCUGCUUAGAUUGAAAUGCAGAACUCUAGCCUCUUUCAUCGGGGCACAGACUUCCUUUUACUCCUUCCUUUUGCACUCUCGCCGCCUCCUCCCGGGAAGAAGCGGAGGCACCGGCGGCCCGGGGCAGCGACGAGCCGGGCCACUGAGGCUGUGCGAAAAGUUACUUUUUGGGAGUGCGGAACUGGGGCCCCGUUGGUGUACUGCUCGGAGCAAUGGAGCCAGCCUUUGGGGAGGUGAACCAGCUGGGAGGAGUAUUCGUGAACGGGAGGCCGCUGCCCAACGCCAUCCGGCUUCGUAUCGUGGAACUGGCCCAACUGGGCAUCAGACCGUGUGACAUCAGCCGCCAGCUACGGGUCUCGCACGGCUGCGUCAGCAAGAUUCUGGCGCGCUACAACGAGACAGGCUCGAUCUUGCCAGGAGCCAUUGGGGGCAGCAAACCCCGAGUUACCACCCCCACCGUGGUGAAACACAUCCGGACCUACAAGCAAAGGGACCCUGGCAUCUUUGCCUGGGAAAUCCGGGACCGCCUGCUGGCGGACGGCGUGUGCGACAAGUACAACGUGCCCUCGGUGAGCUCCAUCAGCCGCAUCCUGCGCAACAAGAUCGGCAACUUGGCUCAACAGGGUCAUUACGACUCCUACAAGCAGCACCAGCCGGCGCCGCAGCCGGCUCUGCCCUAUAACCACAUCUACUCGUACCCCAGCCCCAUCACGGCGGCCGCAGCUAAGGUGCCCACGCCGCCCGGGGUGCCAGCCAUCCCCGGCUCGGUGGCCAUGCCCCGUACCUGGCCCUCCUCCCAUUCCGUCACCGAUAUCCUGGGCAUUCGCUCCAUCACCGACCAAGGAGUGAGCGACAGCUCCCCCUACCACAGCCCCAAGGUGGAGGAGUGGAGCAGCCUGGGCCGUAACAACUUCGCCGCCGCCGCCCCCCACGCGGUGAACGGGCUGGAGAAGGGAGCUCUGGAGCAGGAAGCCAAGUACGGUCAGGCACCAAAUGGUCUCCCAGCUGUAAGCAGUUUUGUGUCAGCGUCCAGCAUGGCUCCUUAUCCGACCCCGGCCCAAGUGUCGCCUUACAUGACCUACAGCGCCGCUCCUUCCGGUUAUGUGGCUGGACAUGGGUGGCAACAUGCCAGCGGCACCCCACUUUCCCCCCACAACUGUGACAUUCCCGCAUCGCUGGCGUUCAAGGGAAUGCAGGCAGCCAGAGAAGAAAACCUGACAUGACUUUAGGAUUUGAAAACAAAAGCAAUCUUAAGGAUUGAAUGAGACAUUUGUGUUGCCCACACACUGUUUUAACGUAGCAAAGAAACCUGCACCCCUCAAAGGGCUUAAGGAACUUUUAAAACUAGUCUUUGGUAAAACCACAUGUGUAUAUUUAUUCUAAAUCAACCUGAACUUUUGAAACGUGCAAUUGUUGAGAUUUUGCAAAAUCAAUAAAGGAAAACACAUACAGAAAAAAGUUACGCUGCACCCUCUAAUCAAAUAAGGUGACCAAGUAAGUUUAAAUUCAUCAUUAGGAAACUAAUCAAUAAUUGAUUUGAGUGAUGCUUUAUUUUUAAGAGAUAACCUAUUUUGUUGGAAAAUAUGUAUAACAAGCCGUAUCUGAAUUUAGCUCCUCCUGAUGUUUUUACUCGGUUCCAAAUACAGUGAUGUUUAUAUUUUCUAUUAGUUUGUAAAUACGGACUCUGGAUGGUGCAUUUGUGUUUUCAUUCCAUGGGAUACCCCCCUCCCUCCCACCUCUAUCUAUUUUUUUCUCUCUUUUUGUAAAGGUGACUUUCUGGCAACGUCUUUGUCUCUGUUUGGUGGUGGGCUCCUGGACCUGGACUUGCCCCAAAUUUUGUGUGUGCAGUGAAGGCUUCAACAUCUUAUGAAGGACAUUUGCUUUCUACAGCAGAGGACUCAAAAACAGAUUAAACAAGCCAGUCUCCCAUUUUGUAUCCUAAUCAAACAACACACAUGCCAAGCAUAUAAAGACAUGAGGGUGGAAAAUAUCUGAAUAAGAAGGCUUUAAAGGAAGUCACUUAGAAACUUAAGUUUAAUGUGAAAUGCUUUGCAAAGACACUUAAAAUGAACUUUAUGUUAAGAAAACCACUGUGAAACUAAAUUGUACUGUUAUUGUUGGCUUACCUGUGUGUUCAGCAAUCUCAGCCCAAAAUUAUGUUGUAAUUUAAAGAAAGUGGAAAAUUCUGCUCUAGUGAAUGUAAAAAUGGCUUGCUGUGAAGUUUACAUUGUUGUACAGAAGCAUGUUUCACAUGUAGGUAAACUGGUGGUGGUAUUAGAAAUACAAAUGCUAUUUAAUUUUUUAAAAUUCCCUUUAUUCAUUUCUGCAGUUAAAGGACCUAGUUUAGCCAGUAAGUCUUUCUAGACCAAUUCUGUUUUCACUUUAAUGUUAAUAGUAGAGCUGUGGUGUGUGUGUGUGUGUGUGUGUGUGUGUGUGUGUGAGAGAGAGUGUGUGUGUGAGUGAGGUGUCGUGUUUUAAAACAAUUGUUUUUCUUGGGUAUAAUUCUACAUUUUUUCUUUUCUGUUUAGAAAGUUCUUCCUGCUUGGGAUAUAGGCUUGAAACUACGUUUUAAAAACAUUGGUACAAUUCAUCUAUUGGAAAAUUAAUAUAUUAUGGGGUUUUUUUUGGCAUUCUGUGCAAUAACUAAAAGGGCACAUCACUAGAUAAUGGAUGUUAAAGAUGCAUUCGGUUAGGUGAUCUUGGUUUCUUCCUCUCUGUGCUGUGCACAGUCCACAUGGCAACCCAGUUCGGUCACAUCGGUUUCAUGGCUUCAUUUAAAAAACUCAGAUGGCUAGAGGAACUAGGUUUUCAGAUCACUAGCAUAUAAACAGUAAGCAGAUUUGACACACAAGUUACAUUCAAAGAACUGCUUUUUUUCCAACUACAGAUAUCUUAGAGGGCUUUGAACUGCAUUUAUUUCUAAAGCAACCGAAAGUCAGUGCUACAAACAGAGGAUUAUAACUUCAGGAGAAGAAUAAGCAGAAGGAGCAGAUGAACUCUCAGGGCCAUAGUCUUCCUUUGAUCUUGUAAAACUCCUAUUGACAUCUGGAGUUCCCAGUCUGGUAAGAAAAUAGACUAUAAACCGAAUGGAACAAAGAUACCAGUCCAAUAUUUUGGUGAAGACUUUAAAACCAUACUGUACAGGGACUCUCCUGCCAUCCAGAAAAACUGACAUAAGGUACAGAAUUAUCCUUUAUCAGAUAUUUUUAGGUGGCUAUUAAGAGUCUUUAAAAAACUCAAUUGUAUGAAACACAAUGAAAUAUUUAUCUAAAUUAAGAAAUCUCUUGUUAUUCUAUUUAUAAUUGUUUCUGGUUCUUGUAUUUUUAAAAAAUCUAAUAUUAAUGAUGCCAAGAUUUUUUUUUUCCUUCUCUUCUUCCCCUCAGGUCUUUUCUUAGCAACAGUGAAUUCACAUGGAGUAACUUAAAGACAACAGAAAGCUAGAAUACAACUUGCAAUUCAAAGCAAAUUAUGAUUUAAAGCUACUCUUAAAAAUAAGAGAAGGAAAAUGGGAUGGGGAUUGUUUAAUUUUUAGACGUUAUUAUUAUUGGCUAAUGUUGACAUAUUUCCUUUGUUUCUUAGGGGGUAAAAGUGUUGUUUUUAAACUGGCAAAUGCACUCUUCAGAGGUCCUUUCCCAUCCCAUUCACAGGGAGAGGUUAAAGGUUCAAUUUCAUGGCCUCCAUGCAGGCAGUACUCUCCCUCACAGGCCGCAAUAGCAUUACCUGCAAAGGAUAGGAUGCAGUUGUACGACAGACGCAUCUUGUUUUUUUUUUUUUUUUCUUUCUACUUUUAGUGACCCUCUUAUUGAAUAUUGGGCUGAAAUAUAAAUUAAAAAACACGUUGGAAAGGAUGUACAACCGAAGGCUGUGUAUGUAUAUACAGUAUGUCAAAAAGCCUUUAUUUUUAUACUUCAAAUGCUCUAAAUUAAUAAAAAGUAAUAAUUACCAUGUUAUCUUUUAUUUUUUAUUUUCAAAAUGCUUCAGUGACCUAGCCUCAUGGUAGAAAUAAUCUUCAGUAGUAGUUAAGAAUAGGUAUUGUCUAGAACGUGCAGAUAUUUUUGUUGACGUCAGCUACUGAGGUAGCAUCAUUUCAGGAGGCAACUAAAAAAUCCAGUUUGGUUCUGUCGGUGCCAAGGAGAUAUUUUUUUGGAGUGCAUGUUAGUACAGGAAUCUUUGGAAAUGCCAAGAACGUACUUCUAUUUUGAAACAUUUUCCCCUUCAUAAUACACAUUUUAACACUGCAGAUAGCUUCUGGUAUGAAGUCAUCUGUCACUUUAAUAAUUUGGAAAUGUACUUUAAACAGUCUUUUUAAGAACGGCAUAGGUAAGAGUUCUGAAAAAAGAUAUUUGGAUGCAAACACGGCACAAAUGGGCCCAAGGAGUGGUUCCAAAUUGUUAUUUAACAUGAAACUAUUUCAGCAACAAAAAUUGUUUUCAAAGGGAAUUAUGUGAAGGAAAGUAGUUCAACAUAAUUUCAUGUUUUCUAUUUGUCCUAAAAGACUUCACGUAUCAUGAUUUAAAAAAACAGUGCCAGUAGCUUUGGGAAAGUAGAGGUGUGAUGUAGAUUAUUACUCUAAAGAAAACCAAUGGAUUUAAAUUUUAACAUAAAAUUCAAUAUUUUUAAAAUGCCA